AAAACCAAAAGUCAAACAACAACCAUUGUUCCAACACAUCACAUCUCAUAUGAUAUGCCGACUCCGAGGCCAAACUGGCCAUUCAUUUGGCCCAUCAAUAGAAGCCAAUGUCAUAGAAAACAACAAACUUUCAUCGAUUAUCUUUACAAUUUUGAUCAUCCAUUGUCUCAUUGUAUGCAUUGUUUGUGUGUGUCUUUUGGACAAACCUUCAUCUCUGCCACCUCUUCGGCAAAUUCUAACAAAACUGUGAAACAUAGACACAGAAACUAUUCAGUGACCAAAUUGUGUCCAACAAAAACAACCAUAGCUUUAACAUUAAUUAUAAUGUUAUUGCUUGAUGUGACUCAUGCUUGUGGUCCGGGAAGAGGUGGAGGUAGACGUCGAAGUCCUCGCAAAUUAACUCCUCUUGUCUUUAAACAACACGUACCCAAUGUAUCUGAAAAUACUUUAGGUGCGAGCGGACAACCAGACGGCAAAGUGUCCAAAGAUCACCAAAGGUUUAAAGAAUUAGUGCCAAACUAUAAUCCAGACAUCAUAUUCAAAGAUGAAGAGGGAACUGGAGCUGAUAGACUCAUGACACAGAGAUUGAAGGAGAAGUUAAACACUUUGGCCAUUUCGGUGAUGAAUCAAUGGCCUGGAGUUAAACUUAGAGUGACUGAGGGAUGGGAUGAAGAGGGACAUCACGCCAUCGAUUCACUUCAUUAUGAGGGCAGAGCUGUUGAUAUAACAACCAGUGAUAGGGACCGAUCCAAGUAUGGUAUGCUGGCCCGACUUGCCGUUGAGGCCGGUUUUGAUUGGGUUUACUAUGAAUCUCGAUUUCAUAUUCACUGCUCCGUUAAGUCCGAGAAGUCCGACGCUACCCGUUCUGGUGGUUGUUUUGAUGGCACCAGUAGUGUCUAUACAAAAGAUGGUGUACUGCCUAUUAAAGAUGUCAAAGUAGGCGAUGAAAUAAUGGCCAUUAAUUCAGACGGCAAUAUGCAGUUCAGUGAAGUCCUACUCUUUUUGGACCGAAAUCCCGAUGUGAAUGAACUAUAUUAUGACAUCGAGACAGAGUCCGGCGCUAAGAUAUCACUGACACCGUCUCAUCUGAUAUUUGUUUCCGAUGACAACACCACAGUAUUGAGUCGGCAAAUGACUCGAGCGGUGUAUGCAAGGAGUGUGCAAACGGAUCAGUUCCUCUAUACCUCCAAAUUGGGUGAUAACCAAACAAUGACAGCCACAGUGAACACUCAAAAGUCAAAUGAAAAACACUAUACAUUUCUGGACCGUGUCGUCAAUGUUCGCACCAGAGUAUCGACUGGUGCUUUUGCACCGUUAACUCGGGCCGGAAAUCUGGUCGUAAAUAAUAUAAUCGCUUCGUGUUAUGCAGUGAUCAAUGACCAGAGUGUGGCUCACAUGUCAUUCAUACCAAUCAGACUUUUUGAAUCAAUUAAAGAUACCAUUAUAUCAAUGGCCUCUUAUCUUCAUUUGUUAAGAGACCAGAAGUCAAGAGAUGAGAUGGUGUCGUCCAAUCAAAUCGGUGUUCACUGGUAUCCAAAAUUUUUAUAUAGUCUCGCAAAAUAUAUAGUGCCUUCAGAUCAUAUGUAUUGA
This is a messenger RNA of Oppia nitens, 1590 nucleotides long. It is a transcript of the gene hh, whose product is annotated as sonic hedgehog protein-like. Gene Ontology annotation, molecular function: calcium ion binding; patched binding. The transcript has 4 exons. The record is from RefSeq and is a predicted model, not a curated record. Gene Ontology annotation, biological process: intein-mediated protein splicing; smoothened signaling pathway; regulation of gene expression. Bases 55 to 1590 code for a protein of 511 amino acids. NCBI's taxonomy places the organism in Eukaryota, Metazoa, Arthropoda, Arachnida, Sarcoptiformes, Oppiidae.